Cololabis saira (Pacific saury) is the source of this 1979-nucleotide messenger RNA. Its product is annotated as GTP-binding protein REM 2-like. NCBI's taxonomy places the organism in Eukaryota, Metazoa, Chordata, Actinopteri, Beloniformes, Belonidae. The record is from RefSeq and is a predicted model, not a curated record. The transcript is spliced from 6 exons. The coding region runs from base 104 to 1012 and encodes 302 amino acids. Gene Ontology annotation, cellular component: plasma membrane. Gene Ontology annotation, molecular function: calcium channel regulator activity; GTPase activity; GTP binding.
GAGAGUGCACUCCCGAGCAGCAGAGUCGAGCUUCUACUUGUCACUUUGCUCCAGACACCUGACAGGUGAGGGAUCACACCGGGCUCGGGCCGGGGCUCACAAAAUGCCGACAGAUGUGCCCGAAGACAGACUCGUCAUCCCCGAGGAGAUUGCGAGCAAGUGUGACAGCAUGACUCUGUCCAGCACGCCGACAGUUCGCAGAGGAAGUACUCCUCUGCCAAUAAAGCACCAACUCAGGCGAGAAGAAGCCGUCCACGAUGACUGCGACUGGACUUCAGGUGCAGUUGGACCCUCUCCUUCCCCGAUCAGCUUCACCCCUGCCUUGGACGACACUCCAGCUGUGACUAUAGAGGGCAGACCUUACGGGCCUUUGCGGAUCGCCCUGCUGGGACAGAACGGCGUGGGGAAAUCUUCCCUGGCCAUCGCCUUCACUGGGGACAUGGACAGGACUGCGUCUGUAGAUUCUGAAGGGGAGGGUUAUGUGCACACAGUCACUGUGGAUGAUGAGGAGAGCACCAUCAUUAUCUAUGACAACUGGAGACAGGACCUGUCCGUUCUCCAGUGUGAGGUUUGUGUUCUGGUGUUUGCGGUGACUGACAGACGAAGCUUCCACCGCACCGCUCAACUGCGACUUCUCCUGAGGGAGACUCAGCCCCAGACUCCCAUAAUCCUCGUUGGUAAUAAGAGCGAUCUCGUUCGCAGACGUGAGGUCACUUCUCAAGAGGCCGUGGCCAGCGCUGCCCUCUUCAACUGUCUGUAUCUGGAGAUCUCCGCCUCCCUGGAUCACCGCACGCCGGAGCUGCUGGAGUGCGCGGUGCGGCUGGCCAGGGGCCAGGCCCCGUGGCCCCCGGGGACCAGCGCGGAGGACAUGGCCGGAGGAGGCCGUGAAAGCAUCACCUCACGUGCCAAACGUUUCCUGUCCAAUCUGGUGCCGCGCUAUCCACGGGAGCGAGAAGUGGGCAAAUUCCUGAGGCAGAAGUCCCGCUCCUGCCACGACCUGGGGGCGCUGUGAUGGCGGGAAGUUUGAGGGGUUUAGAUUUUAAACUGAGAUUAGCUUGAAAUGAUGCAGUUGAGAAACAGAGAGGAGAGGGUGUGACGGCAUCUACAGUACCGGACAGGAGGGGAGGAUGUGAGGGACGGAGAAGAAGAAGAACUAGAGAAACGACAGGAUGUUAGUAGUCAACGCUGGGAAACGUCAUCACGCACAGAAGAGGGAAAACAAGUCAAAGCAAGACAGCAAACGUUAGUAGUCGUCUGUAUGAUGAUUUAGAAAAUUUGUACAGAAGACCAAACAUAGAAAAAGAAGAUAAAUCAUUGUUGUAGAAAAUAUGUAAAUAAGCUGUAGAAGUGAUGAAUUGCCACACUCAUAGUUUUGAGAUGCAAAUAAAUGGCUUUUUGAGUCGUGAGAAAAUAGUUUCAUCUUGGCCUUGAGUUCUGUUACUGCACAAUCACCUAGAAGAAAGAAUAAGUGGUCGCCUUAAACAGCAGAGCGAGGCCAGCAGUCGUGAUUACACAUUUUCCUGACCAUAAUGAUGAUUCAUAUUGUGUUCAUUCCGUCAACGCUGCUGCGGUGUCCAUGGCGAUGGUAAGCAUUGAAAUACUCAGAGGAGCGUGAGGGCAGGAGGGAAUAAGAGAACCCCACAGAGCUCAGCGUGGCAAUAAAGAAAGGAACAGCAAAGGGAAGGCACAUUAGUGUCUAUACACUGAUUGUUGCCAUGUUACAGUUGUCAGGGAAACCUGAAGUCACAGACAGACAUCAUGUCCAAUUUAGCUUUGUGAAUGUCUUUUUUUAUAUGCAUAUUGAGCUGUCGACAGUUCUUCAGUAGGGAGUUGCAUUAUCAGCCCUUUACACCAAACUAAAAGAUUUCUGAUCAAGUAUCAGCCUCCGUACUCUCGUCUGUACUUCCCUGCACCUGCAGCACUGCCUUCCUCCCACUGCCACCCACACGUGAGCAGAGAUUUAGCACAUCGCAGGUCAU